Messenger RNA from Bombyx mori (domestic silkworm), 3350 nucleotides. It is a transcript of the gene Oat, whose product is annotated as ornithine aminotransferase, mitochondrial. NCBI's taxonomy places the organism in Eukaryota, Metazoa, Arthropoda, Insecta, Lepidoptera, Bombycidae. The transcript has 10 exons. Gene Ontology annotation, molecular function: L-ornithine transaminase activity; pyridoxal phosphate binding; identical protein binding. The coding region runs from base 1378 to 2601 and encodes 407 amino acids. Gene Ontology annotation, cellular component: cytoplasm. The record is from RefSeq and is a predicted model, not a curated record.
AAUACGACCGACGUAACUUGGCGAGUCCGAACUUCGCGCAGAAGGCUGCGCACAAACGUUUUUAGGAACCAAAUGGUGGUAUGAGCAACGUGCGCGGGGCGGAGGUCUAGGCUAGGGAUUGACUCUAUGUAAACACAAUCGUCCCUUUAUUCAAUCAAAUAUCACAAUCGAUUUUUAUCGGUUUGGAAUUUAUUGAUUUUUGUUUAUAUGAAAUAAUGAAUGAAAUAGAUUUACAAACAUAUUGAAUGUUGUCGUUAGUAAACGAGACUUCAUCUUUAAUAAAAAAAAAAACUAAUAACAUUUUAUUUUCUUGGUUGAAAGACAUGAUUUAGUUGAAUAUCAGUUAUUUAUCAACAACUACUACAAUAGGGACUGUUCGUGAAUAUUUUAAACCUCCUAUAAAAUGGAAUAUAAAUAUAUAUUUUUAUAUAAAUUUUAAUCAAUUUGAAAAAAAAUCGAUUAAACAACAUCCUCAAACACGCAUAUUGGACAUCCCUUUUCUUGACAUCGUAUAAAUUCGGUAAUUCUCGGUAUGCGGUAAUGUGUCUCACUCACACGCUAGCAUUAGUGUCGUGUUCGUGUCGCUAUCUCUGUCUUGAGUACGGGCGGCUACAAAAGUUUUCAUUGAUUUGUUAUUAUUAUACUGUUUUUGUUUAGUGCUCAGUUUUUUGUUUAGUUUUAAGAUUGUUUGUGUUUAAAUUUGUUUUAGUAUUGAGUGUCCCUUGGCAUUUAUACUAUUCGUUAACAAAGAUGCCACCAAAGCAUAAUAGUGUUUUAAAUCGACGGCCGACAAACAUAAUUUUUGAUUUUUUUUUAAAAAGAAAAAGAAGGCGUAAAAGAUGUUGACAGUUUUAUUUAGAGUUGCUAACGAUCUGGUGUAUCGCAACGCACAGUACAGCGGAUCGCAACUGAAGGCAGUGUUCGGGCUUACUUUCGAAUUAAUUUAAUUACGUUAUUUUUACCGCUUUCUGUCUUAAUUUAUUAUUUUUUUAUUACCUCUCUUUAAUUUAUUACGUUAUUUUUAUAGCUUUCUCUCUCAUAGUGUUUUGAUAUUCAUUUUAUUUGUACUUGGUCCCUGUAUAUGGAAAUUUUAAUUCGUAUUUUGAUUUUAAAAAAUGAAUGCUAAUAACACUUUUUUUUACAAGUGUACAUGCGCGAAAGUUGACCUGCGGCUAUAUUCAGACUCGCCAAGUUACGUCGGUCGUACUGUAUACUAUUUGAGUAGGAUACAGCGUGGCAGCGUUCAUAGAAGUUCAUUUCGUCCGUCAGUCGCUGAUUUAUUUUGGACGUAGACACACCUCUGUGUCGGACGGUCAGAUUGAAACAACAACGCAGGCACAAUAGUACCGUACCAUACCGUAACAAUUUUGUAAAAUUAUGGCUGAACAAAAUUUGUCAUCUAAAGAAAUUUUCCAGUUGGAAGACAAAUAUGGUUGUAGAAAUUACGCUCCCUUGCCUGUUGCUUUAUGCCGAGGUGAAGGAGUGUUCGUGUGGGAUGUCGAAGGAAAAAAGUAUUAUGAUUUUUUAAGCGCCUACUCCGCAGUUAACCAAGGUCACUGCCACCCUAGAAUAAUUGAAGCUUUGAAGAAACAAGCUGAUAAUUUGACACUAGUGUCAAGAGCAUUUUAUUCCGAUCAACUUGGCAAGUAUGAAAAGUAUAUGACAGAGUUAUUUGGAUAUGAUCGCCUGCUUCCUAUGAACACGGGUGUUGAAGGAGGUGAAAGUGCAUGCAAGAUAGCACGUAAAUGGGGGUACGAAGUCAAGAAGAUACCUGAAGGCCAAGCUAAGAUAAUUUUUGCGGAAGGAAACUUCUGGGGGCGAACUCUAUCGGCGGUAUCAUCAUCAUCAGACCCAACCUGCUACCAGGGCUUCGGACCGUACAUGCCGGGCUUCAUUCUUAUUCCCUACAACAACAUCCCAGCUUUAGAGAAAGCUCUCCAAGAUCCGACAGUCGCGGCUUACAUGGUUGAACCGAUUCAAGGAGAGGCAGGCGUCGUAAUACCUGACGACGGCUAUCUCAAGAAGGUUCGAGAGCUAUGUACAAAGCACAACGUGUUGUGGAUUGCGGACGAAGUACAGACUGGAUUAGGUCGCACAGGCAAGUUGUUGGCUGUGGAACACGAAGGCGUGAAACCAGACAUACUAAUACUUGGCAAAGCACUCAGCGGGGGUGUCUUGCCUGUUUCCGCUGUUCUAACUAGCAACGACAUUAUGGAUGUGAUAAAGCCAGGCACUCACGGAUCAACGUACGGAGGAAACCCUUUGGCGUGCGCUGUAGCCACAGAAGCUAUUAAGGUGCUACUGGAUGAGAAGUUAUCGGAAAACGCUGAGAGGAUGGGCAAAAUACUACGCGAAGAGCUGAGUCAGAUACCAAAAACACAGAUUCGUACAGUUCGAGGGAGGGGACUGAUGUGUGCUAUUGUAGUGGAUGACAGCAUUCCAGCAUCGGAGUUGUGUCUCCGCCUGCGCGACAAUGGCCUGCUAGCGAAGCCGACGCACGGACAGACCGUGCGCCUCGCGCCGCCGCUCGUCAUCACAGAGGCACAGAUACGAGACGGCGCUGAUAUCACCAGGAACGUCUUCCAAAGCUUUCAAAAAUAAAUAUGAGUCUAUUUGAAGGUCCAUUAGCCCACAAAUUGUGUUACAAAGCCACUAUACUAUCUUAGGUGCGUUACAUAAAAUUGUGAAUUUUUUGUUUAAUUUAUGUAUUAAACAAAAAUAUAUUAAGAAUGUUCCUUUUGUAAAAUGAGAUAUUUACUAAUCAUUACGAUUUAUUUUUAUUACUAUAAUUAUGUUAUAUGUAUUCAUAAUAAAUAAUACUUGUCUUAAGGUUUUUUAAAUUUGAUUAUGAUUGUAUAUGAGGUUGCCACCUUUUUUUUGCAGAUAAAGUACAUUGGUUAUUAUAGGUAGGAAAAAAGUACAUAGUAUUAAAAUAAAGUGCAAUUUAUUUAUUUAUUAUUAUUAUGUUUAGAUACCUACAUAUUUUUAUUUUAAUUGAACAAAUUAACCAAGAAAUUUUGACAAUUAAUGACAUUGACAUUGUUGACAUUUGAGGUUAAGAUCUCUAACCUAAGAGAUUAGGUGAUGUGGCGUUAACGAAAAAAUACAAAUGACUAAACUUUUCAAUAUCCCAAAGAAACUAAAUCAUGCGAAAUAAAGUAUUUUCGUGUAUUUACGUAAUUAUAAAGUACGGGUGGCAAACCUGAUUGCAUACCUACUAUUUAUAGUGUAGAUUUAGAAACGAAUAAUUAAUUUUAUUUACACACAAUUCCUAUGGAUAUCAAGCACAUAUAUUUAUUGUGAAAUGUGAACAUAUAUUUACAAUCAAAAUAAAACAAAUUUGAAUAACA